This is a messenger RNA of Paramecium tetraurelia, 3184 nucleotides long. RefSeq lists its product as uncharacterized. The annotation marks the transcript as partial. The transcript is spliced from 3 exons. Lineage: Eukaryota; Ciliophora; Oligohymenophorea; Peniculida; Parameciidae. The record is from RefSeq and is a predicted model, not a curated record.
CAAAUUUUCUUUGAAAUCACAAUAACUUUUAUGCCUAUUUAAAAGAAAAUUUCUUGAAGCCAAGUUUUCUAUUAGUUUACAUUAAGAUAAGGCAAUGCUGAAGAGUGCCUUAGAAAAAACAACAAGAAUAUUUACUCUACUUUAUUUUAAAAUAUUUUUACUUUGUAAUAAAAUUUACAUAGAAUUUUUGGGGAAGGAGUAUCAAACAAAAUUAAAAAUCUAAUCUUAGAUAAAUUUAAGUAAUUUUACAUCUGUAACAUUCACAAAUAUUCAAUUUAAUUUUGGAGAAAAUAUAUAUACCUCAUUGGAUUCCACUAUCAUUAAUUUAUAUAAUUUAAAAUAAACCUUAACACUCAAAAUAAUCAAUUGCAUUUUUAUUACUGAAAAUGGUUUAGCAAGAAAUUACACAUUAUAAUUUAAUUCAAAUAUUCCUUAUUCUUUGAUAAUUAAUAAUCUAAUUUUGGAAAAGUUUCGCAUUUUCUCAUCAAAUUUGUUCUAAUUUGAAGGUUAAAACAAUUUUCAGUAAAAUUAAGUUUUUUUGAAAAAGCUAACUAUCAGAAAUUCUAUUUUUUUCAACUCAACUUUAUUUAAAUUCAUUGCUCUAAAAAAUAACUUAAACUUUGAUUCAAAUUUUUCUGAUGUUGAAAUAAUAGACACUAUUUUUCUGUAAUCUUCGUUUAUUUUAAGCAACAGUCUUUUAAAUUAUACAACAGGAACAGUAGUUUUUGAUAAUUUGAGGAUAAAGAAUAUUGAAAUGUUAUUUUACUCAAAUUUUGCUUAACUUCCUUGUGUUAUAUUUGCUAAAUUUGAAACAGUCUAAUUAGAAAAUAGCAGAUAUUUUAAUAACUCUAGAUUUUAUUCAUCCAAUAAAAUUAAUAUUGAAAAUUGUAUUAUCAAUAAUACUUAAAUUGUUGAUAGCAACUUGAUAAUAAAUGAUGUAGAUUACUCAAGGUCAGAAUAGGCUUUAUUUGAAUCAUCUAGAAUUUUUAUAAAGUCCUGCAACAUUAUAAAUAAUUACUAUAAUAAUCAUUAAUAAAUAAUACUAAUCAAAAGGUAUAAAGAAAUAUCUGAUGUUUAUCUUCUAAUAGAAGAUUUUUUCCUGUCCAACAAUAGGCUGACAGCAAAAAUAUAACAGAGUUCAAUAUCUUAUUAUUAAUCUAUAAUUUAUUUUGAAUGUUAAAUCUGUUUGUUACAAAAUAUUAUUAUUUCAAGAGGAUAUGGAUUUCCAGAAAUUAGCAUUCCUAAUUCUGAAAUUUUGAAUAUAAAGAAUUUCACAGUCUCUUAGGAUUAAAGAUAGAUGUCAAAAGUUUUACAUACAUCUAUGGAUUGUGUUAAAAAAUUUACAAUAAUGGAUUAAUACUUCAUUCUUUAUAUUGGUUAAUAUAAAAGUGUGAAAAUAGAAUCAUUUUCUAUUUUAAGCUGCUUAAGCUUCAAUAAUGCUUACAUAAUAUUUUAAGGAUAUGAUAUUAUGGAAGCAUCAAUAGAUGAAUCAAUUAUAAUUUAGAACUCAAAAUUUUUGGAUAAUAAAUUAAUAAUUACUGACUCUAACAAAAAUGCAGCUAUAAUUUCCAUUACAUCAUCAUAAUCAUGCGUUAUAAAUAUAUCAAAUAGCGAUUUUUCCAACAAUCAUCUAAAUGAAUAUUUUUAAGACUCAACCAGCCCAUCAGCAACUGUACUAUAUAUGUCUCUGUAAGAAGGUUUAACCUCCAUAAUAAACUGCAAAUUUUUCAAUAAUCUUGUUACAAACUCAAGUGAUUCCAUCAUUUACAUAAAAUCAUCUACCUUACAACUAUAAAAUUUAUAAUUUACAAGCAGCAACAUUAAAUUUAUUUCAAAUAUGAGUUAAAGUCUGAUAUUUCCAACAAUUCAAAAUUUAGGUUAAAUUGAUUUUGAGACAGCUUUCCCAAUAAAAUCUAAGGUGGAAAUGGAUACUUUAUUUUCUAUUUCAUUAUAGGGUGGAGGAUUCUAUAUUGCCACUUAAGGAAUGAGUAAAAUAUUAAUCUAGAACUCUUUUUUUGCAAAUACUUAAACGUAAUUGCAGAGUUCGGUUUUUUCAAGUGGAGGUUGCUUAUAUAUUGAUGCAUCUCUGUCUUAACUCAUAUUUUCUCUAAUUAAUUCAUCAAUUGAUACAUCAUUUGCUAAGUAAGAAGGAGGAGGAAUUGUUAUCAAUCCAUCUGAAAUAUAUAAUAGGAUUGAGUUGAUAAAUUUAACAAUUAAAGAUUGCUUUUCAAUAAAAUACUCCUUCCUUGCAUAUUCUCCUAAUAAAGUUGAAAAUUUAAUUUCAAAUUUAAAAUUUUAAAAUAUCAAUUUUUAUUAAACACAAAACGGAUUAAAUAGUUAUCUUUCCUUAUUGGAAUAACUAACUAAUUCUUAGGCUUCAUAAUUUAUAAAUUCUAAUCCAUUAAUUUUUGCUAGGUUUAGCAACUUCACAUUAAAUAAUUGUAAUUUUCACUCAACCUAUAUUUAAUUUUUGCUUUAAUUAGACUAAGUUGAUAACAUUAUUUUGACAGAUAUUAAAGUCAUUAAUUGUUCAACAUUUCAUUCUCCUUUAUUUAAAAUGAAUCUUAGAUCAGAAUUUGCUGGAUAAUUAAGGAUUUAUAAUCUAGAAUUUAUUAAUGUAGAAUAAAAAUAAAUAGCCUAAGAUGCUGCUUGCAUGCUUGUAGAUGAAGAAUUAGAAAGUGAAAUAUUAUGUCCUAAAGAAAACCAAAAAGAUACCUUAACUAUAGAUGAGACAGAUUUUACUUUGAAAAGAUAGCAUUAACUUAUUUGUAAUCAAAUUUUAGUUUUUUCAAAUAUUGAAUCUAAUUUUAGUCUAUUUGAAAUAGAUUAAUUAAAUUCAAACCAAUACAUAUUUGUUUAACAUGUCAAAUUUUCAAAUACAAUAUGUGAAACAUGUUAAUUUGGUUUAAUGAGGAUCCUUGGUUUUCAAUAGAUAGAAGGAUAAAACAUGAAAUUCUCUUAUAUUGAGAUCAGAAAUUGUAAAUGUGGUAAUUCUGGUUGUUUAUCAAUUAUUAAAUCAACUGAUGUAUCUUCAACUUUAAGUAGUUUAUCUGAUAAUCUUCGAUUACUAAGAUAGCUUGAUUAUGAUUUUUUAGAAAGCAAAAUGAAUUAAUAACUAUCCAUUUUGAAAAGUACCUUUAUAAAUAAUUCAGCAUAAUUAGGAGGUUCAUUAUAUUUAAAUUGA